This is a messenger RNA of Plasmodium relictum, 3723 nucleotides long. Its product is annotated as reticulocyte binding protein, putative. The record is from RefSeq and is a predicted model, not a curated record. Lineage: Eukaryota; Apicomplexa; Aconoidasida; Haemosporida; Plasmodiidae.
AGUGAAAAAUUAAUAGAUGCUAUAAAAGAAAAGGGUAUCAUAGAUAAUGCAUCAAGUGAAAUUCAAAGUAUAGAGAAAUUGUUAAUGCUACACAAACUAAGUAGUAUUAUGGAUAAUAUGAGAAAAAAUUUUCAAAAAGCUAAAGAAGAAGAAGAAAUUAUAAAAGAAAAAUUUUCGGAAUCGGAAAAAAUAAAAAAAGAAAUAUUAGUUGAUUUUCAAAAGGCAGAGGAAUUAAGAGAUUCGCUUAUAGAAAAGUUAGAUGAUAAUUCUAUUAAUACCUAUAUAGAAGAAAUUAGAUCAAUUAAUGAUCUCUUUGCAACUAAAAUUGUAAGUGUAAGUGAACUUUUGACGAUAGCUGAACAAUAUAAUGGAAAUUGCAAACUAUAUUAUCAUAGCAUAGAAAGAGGAAAAGAUAAAAUAGAAUAUUUAAAAAUUCAUGACUAUAAUGAAGAAAAAAAAAUAACAGACGACGUAAUAGAGGAGAUAAAUAGGUAUGUGGAGGAAUCUGGAACUUACUCCAACGAAGCAGAUAAAUUUACAAUAGAAGCUAGAAAAAAUUACGAAUUAUCUUGUAUAUAUAAAGAAAAGAUGAGUAACCUUUUAGACGAGUCUUUAUUGUUAGGAGAAAAAAUAAAAGUUGAAAUAAAAAAGAAUGACGUAACAGAUAUGUUGAUAGAGAUAAGGAUGAUUAUUACAAUUAAUGAUAUCUUUGCAACUAAAAUUGUAAGUGUAAAUGAGCUUUUGACGAUAGCUGAACAAUAUAAUGGAAAUUGUAAAUUAUAUCAUCAUAGCAUAGAAAGGGGAAAACAUAAAAUAGAAUAUUUAAAAAUUCAUGAUUAUAAUGAAGAAAAAAAAAUAACAGACGACGUAAUAGAGGAGAUAAAUAGAUAUGUGAAAGAAUCUGGAAAUUACUCCAACGAGGCAGAUAAAUUUGCAAUAGAAGCUAGAAAAAAUUAUGAAUUGUCUUGUAUAUAUAAAGAAAAGAUGAGUGACCUUUUAGACGAGUCUUUGUUGUUAGGAGAAAAAAUAAAAGUUGAAAUAAAAAAGAAUGACGUAACAGAUAUGUUAAUAGAGAUUAAGGAUGGUUAUUAUGAUAUUAAAAAUAUAUUAGAAAAAUUAGUGCGAAAAUUAAAUAAAUUAAAAGAGAAAGAUGUGAGUAUAAAAGAACAAGAUAAAGAAAUGGCAGAAAACAAAAAGUCAAUGGAUGCAUUUGGUUUAAUUACAGUUAUAAAAAAAAAUUCGGAUAAUUUUCUAGCAGAAAUAGAAACAUUAAAGCAAAAGGCAUCAAAUAUUUUAGAUAAUUCUGAAAGUGCAUUUGAAUCCACUUCAACAAAGAAUGAAACAAAUGAAGAAGAUAUCUCUAAUAAACUAAAAAUUAUGGAAGACAAUUUGAAAAACGUUUUAGAAGCUUUAAAAAAAAUGGAAAGUAAUAAACAAAUUUUAUGCACUGAAUCAAGUAGAAUAAAAGAAAUAGAAAAUAGAGUUAAUAGUAUGGAGAGUGAAAUCGAAAUAUAUGAGAAAUCUUAUGAAGAAGGAAUUAUUUCAACAAAAAAUGAAACAGAUGAAGAAGAUAUCUCUAGUAAACUAAAAAUUGAGGAAGACAAUUUGAAAAACGUUUUACAAGUCUUAAAAAAAAUGGAAAGUAAUAAACAAAUUUUAAGCACGGAAUCAAGUAGAAUAAAAGAAAUAGAAAAUACCGUUAAUAGUAUGGAGAGUGAAAUGGAAAUAUAUGAAAAAUCUUAUGAAGAAGGAAUUUUGGAGGAGAUAAAAAGAUUAGCUGAUAAAGAAAAGGAAAACUUUGAACUUUUAAUGAAAUCAAUAAAAUUGAAAAUUGACAAUACUGUCAAUAUUUUAGAGGAAUUAAAGUUAGAAGAAAAUAAUAUUUCACACAAAUUUGAAGAUACUAAAAUAAAAUUAAAUGUAAUAUUUGAUAUAUUUGACAAAUCCUAUAAAAAUAUAGAAAGGUUUGCAUUACACAUUACGGAAUCUACUACAACAUAUAUUGAUAUAAAAGAGAAGAGAGAAAAAGCCAAAAUAGAAAAGGAAAAUAUUGAGAAGCAAAAAGAAGAAAUGGAAAAAUUGAUAAAUAUUAUAAAUAAUAUUAAAAAAAAUGAGACUUUAAAAUUAAUACUAUAUAUGAAGAAAGAGUUAGAUAAAGUGAAUGAGAAAGCUGAAGAAGAGUAUUCAAGAAUGAAAAUGAACAUAGAAUAUAUUAAAAAAAAUGUUGAGAGUAUAAAAAAUUCAGAUAGUGUAAGUAGUGCAUUGAAUGAAUUAAAUAAUGCAAAAGGUAAGGAUAGUGAAAUAAGACAAAGUAAAAUAACAUAUUAUUCUUAUAAAGAUGAAAUAGACUUAAUUUAUAGUAAUAUGGAUAAAGCAGUAAAUUUUAUAGAUGUGAAUAUGGAAACUGUAUCAGAAUUGGAAAAUUAUGAAAGUUUAAAGAAUACAAAAGAUAUUAUUUUAAAAAUACAAGAAAAUUUGGGUGAUGUAGAUGAAAAAGUAAGAGAAAGUCAAAGCAUUUUAAUAAAAGCUGAAAGUAUUUACAAAGAAGUAAAAUUAAGAGAUGAAUUAAAAAAAAAAAUUAAGGGAACGAUAAAGAAAAUUGAUGAAAUUUUCCCCAUGAUACAGGAUUCACUUAAUAAAUAUGAAAAAAUAAAAAAUAUAAGUGUAGAUGAUGAAAAUUAUGACGUAAUUUUUAAAAUUGGUAAGGAUUAUGAGAGUUUAAAAGGUCUUUCAAAUUCUUACAUGGCGAAAUUAAGUGAAAUAGAUAGAGAAUUAAGUAUAAAUGUAAUAAAAAGUGAACUUGACGAUAGUAAAUUUAGUUUAAAUGAUUUAGAAAAUCGUAUUGAAGCAUCAAAAAGAGAUGAAUAUUCUAGUGAAAUAUUAGAGGAAGUAAAAUGUAACAUUGAUAGGAUUAUAAAUGAAAUAAAUGAUAAAUAUAGCAAUGUUUUAGAAAUAGAUAGGUCAUUUGAUGAAUUACUAGAGUUAGGAAUAAAUUAUAAAUUAUCUUUUCAAUCGAUGGUUAUUACAAGUGUUAAUGUGGAAGUAUCAAAAGACGUGCUUAUAAUAGAGAAAAAACAAAAAGAUGUUGCAUCAUGUAUACAAUAUAUUAAAAAUUGUUGUGAUUCUAUAACUAAUGAUAUUAAUACAUUAAAUAAAAGUUAUAAUAGAGAUAUGCUGAGUGGGUAUAAAUCGAGCAAUAUUGAAAAUGCAAGUAAAAUUUUGGAGGAGUUUAAAGUAAAGGAAGAAGAGGCAAUAAAAAUGUCGAGUGCUAUACAAAAAUUGUUUUUAAUAAUGAAUAAAAAUAAAGAUGUAAAUAAAGUGGAUGAAUAUAUACAAGAACUGAAAGAUAUCUAUGAAAAUUUCCAAAAAGAAAAGAUAUAUAUAAAUGAAAUUUUUAGAAAUAUUAAUGAUAGUAAAUUAAAAGAAAUGGAGGAAACUUCUGAGAAAUAUAUUGAGAUAGCAGAUUCCCAUAAAACUAUUGUAGAAGAUCAAAAAGAGAAGUUUUUAAGCAUCAAGAGUAAGUUAAAGGAAAUUGAAGAUUUUUUAAGGGAAAAAAAAGAAAAUUUGCACAGCAUUGAAUUCUCAGAUUUAGAAUAUAUAAAGAAGGUUAAUGAAAUUUAUGAAGAAAUUGAACAUAAAGUUAUUGAUAUAAGUGAAUUAGAAAAUGAUAAUAAUAGUGAAAACAAUAAAAUUAUAAUUUACACCGAAAAAAUUUCUUACUAA